UACAAACUUAUGAAAAUGAUAGUACUAAUUUUAAUAUUUUACAGAAUUUUGUAAUAGAAGAACGCAAUAUCGAUACUAGUGAAGACGAAAGUACUCAGAAUAACACAUAUAAUACAUCUAAUCUAUAUAGUUCUUUUGAUUGUAUAAAUAACGAAGAUGUUGAUGUAUUUCAUAACUUUUCAUUGCAUGGUGAAGAUUGUCGAACUGUUUCAAGAUUUCAUAACCUUAUUAGUGAAAACGCAGAUGAUAUAUGUGAAGAAAAAAAUAUUAAUGCUCUACAAAAUAGCCUGAAAAAAUGGGCAACAGAAUACAAUAUUACUAGAAGUAGUUUUAAAGAGCUCUUAAAAAUUCUUAAAAAAGUUUAUCCUACUUUACCUAAAGAUCCUAGAAGUAUAUUUCAAAAGCCAAAUAAUAUUUCAGUCGAAAUAAUGGGAAAUGGUGAAUAUUAUAAUUUCGGUUUAAAGAACAUGUUGGAAAAACAUUUAAGAAUUAUAAGACAGCCUUCGUCACAAAUACUCUGGUUAAAGUUCAAUGUUGAUGGAUUGCCAUUAUUUAAAAGUAGUCGCGUACAGUUUUGGCCGAUAUUAUGUCUUAUUUCAAAUUUUGGUUUUCAACCUUUUGUAUGUGCAGUAUAUUGUGGCAAAGGAAAACCAGAUUUAACAUUAUUUAUGAAAGACUUUGUUCCUGAACUAAAAGAUGUUAUGGAUAAUGGCAUAACAAUUAAUAAUAUAAAGUUUAAUAUUUUUGUUAAAAGUUUUAUUUGUGACGCUCCCGCUAGAGCCUUCUUAAAAGGUAUUAAAGGUCAUGGAGGUUAUUAUGGGUGUGAGAAAUGUACUCAAAAAGGCAAAUGGAGGAAAAGACGCAUUACAUAUCCGGAUCAUAAUUCUGAUUUAAGAACAGAUGAGAGCUUUGCCGAUAGAACACAGAAAAAACAUCAUAAAGAGAUAAGUCCAUUAGUAGAUAUUGGAAUUAAAAUGAUCACCAUGUUCCCAUUAGACCCUAUGCAUUUGAUAUAUCUUGGAGUGAUGCGUAAACUGUUACAUAUAUGGACAGGUGGAAAAUUAAAAACUCGCAUGUCCGCUACAAACAUAAGUAUUAUGAGUAAACAACUUGAGAAAGCAGCACGUUUAUGGCCACAUGAGUUCAAUCGAAAGCCAAGAAGUUUACAUGAAUUAAAUAUGUGGAAAGCUACAGAGUACAGACAAUUUCUUUUAUAUUUGGGUCCAGUUGUACUUGUUCCAUGGCUUCCUACAAAAAUGUAUAAACAUUUUCUCUUACUUCAUGCUAGCAUAUUCAUUUUAUCGCAAGAUAUUAUUUCACCUGCAGCUUUAAUUCAAGCUGAACAUAUGUUAAGACAAUUUGUUAUAAACAGUACAUCAAAAGAACUUUAUGGCAAAACAUUUCUCAUAUAUAAUGUUCAUGGUUUGUUGCAUCUUGUCGAUGAUAUUAAAUGUCAUGGUUCUCUACAUGAAUUUUCUGCUUUUCCUUUUGAAAAUAAAUUGCAAUCUGUUAAGCGUGCAAUUCGUGGAAAAAAUAAACCGUUACAGCAAUUAAUUAAUCGUACUAUAGAAAUAAAUGAAAUAAAUACGAUUACUUGCGACCAUUUGAUUAUGAAAGAUAAUCCCGUUGUUUUAUCUGUUCAUUCUACUGGACCUUGCCUUUCUUUAACUGGUAUGCAAUAUAAAAAAAUUCAAUGGAGUAACACUACAUUAUCAUUAAAUGAAGGCGACAACGUAGUUAUUACGUCAAAAAAUGAUGUUAUCAAAAUUGUAAAUAUCGUUGAUACAGCAUCUGGUAUAAUUGUAAUAGGAAAGCGUUUCGAGAAAUACAGAGAUUUGUAUUUAGUGCCAUGCAAAUCAUCAGAUUUGAAUAUUUAUAUAGUAAAAAAUCUGUGUGAACAACCAAGUAAAUGGCAUCUCAAUGACAUUUUAUGUAAGGCAAUUCUUGUUCAAUACAAAAAUAAGGAUGCUUUUGUAAGUUUUCCUAUGCAUAAGUAAUAUUUUUUGUUUUCUUAAGAUGCAUAAUUGUUACAAGUUUUUUAUACAUAUGUAUAUAUUUCUCCUUUUCGACUUUUAUUUUUUUUAUUAUAAUCGAUAUUUUCUUGCAAAAGGAAUUGCAUUAUAAAUUCAUAACAGUUAUUGUAACUAGAAAUUCUGUAAGUGUUUAUGUUACAUUGCAUAUUGGAAUGUAGCGAAAAAGUUAAUAUAUACAUAUAUAUAGAAUGUU
Vollenhovia emeryi is the source of this 2226-nucleotide messenger RNA. RefSeq lists its product as uncharacterized. The coding region runs from base 429 to 1997 and encodes 522 amino acids. The transcript has a single exon. Lineage: Eukaryota; Metazoa; Arthropoda; Insecta; Hymenoptera; Formicidae. The record is from RefSeq and is a predicted model, not a curated record.